CGAGCCGAUCCGAGCCGACCCACAUUUUUUUUUUCACUUUCCGUGCAUUUUUUCUCCGGGGGGUUAUCGGCUCCAACUUCGUAAAGCGACGGAAUGCUCCAUAUAAGGGAGCGGCGGCUGCCAUGACGAUCCCCAGCAAACAUCAUCCGCCCCGUCGGAGCCGUCCAACGGCAUCAUGACAACAAUCGGCCGACGUAAACGAUGAGCAAGCGCGCUACAGCGACGCCAAGCCCAGACCGGGCAGCGGACGGCUCUGAGAGGCCCUCCGUCCGACCCCCGGCCGAAGGCAGCGCCGAUCCCGACAUCGCCGAAUCUGACGAACUCUCCCAGCUCCGCUGCUCGAGCAUCCAGACCGAACAGGUAAUCGCCGAAAGGAACCGACGCAACAACCGCCAGCCGAGCGCAGGCUACCCCGGCCUCGCCUUCGGCGGCUCCAUCUUCAGUUCGGGCACCUUGAUGCGGUUCAGGGUGAUCGCCAACGAACUGCACAACAUCACCAACGUACAAUUGAAGCGUGCCGAAGGCGAGGUGUCUGCCCUUCGAAACCGAAUUCAAGCGUUGGAAGAAAACCUGGGGAAGGAAGAGAGCGAACUCAAGCAGGCGACGCAGGAGGUGACUCAAGCCAGGAUCGAAACUCAAAGGGACUGCGAGGAUCAGGAGGAUCCCGCCGAGAUGUCGCUGCUCGACAGCCAGCUGGUCGAAUCGAAGCAGAGGUACGAGGCCAUGUCGCGGCAGAUCGCGCUGCUAGACGCUCAGUUUGAGCCGCCGAGCAAGUGAGAAGUAUGUGCCGGAAUAUGCGGCCGUGUCAGUGACCCGUUUCUUGUUGUUCCGAGUCGUGAAAGUUCGUCCGUCGUGUUGCCUUGUUCCGCGGUGAAAGUGGCCGGGGACUUCCGUUUCCGCAAAAGUCGGCGAGUGCCGGUCGUGUUUCGUGACUGCCUGCCUCCUGUCGUGGCGUCAUACGUUGCGGUGGCCCUGAUUGGCUGUGGUGGUGGGCACUGCACAUGCGCAGUGUCAUGCUCUGUGAAUUGCCCGGAGUCUGCUUCUCAGCUGCGCUACGCAACCGUGGGUCUCGUUUGUAAGAAUGUGUAGCUGGUUGUCACGUGACAUACAUCAAGUUGUUUGGGGGCUAGCACCUCUUGCAAAGUUAGGUUUUCAACCUUGAUGGCACAUACCAUGUCAAAAGGUUGCAUCUGACCAUUUUGUCACAUAUGCUGUAUUUUUGUGCCCUGCUGCCUACCUGGUUUUCCUCGUUAAUAGUGGUGGUAGGAUAUGCAACGUCCGCUGAUUUGAUUAGUGGUUGAAGUAGUUUUAUUCGAGAAGUAUUUCUGGGCUGACCCGACAAAAGUUGGGAAUUUAAUUGCACUCUUUUGAAUGAAAAGGUGAAAAGUCUUAAAUUUAUAUUUUUUGGUUUCAUCUUAUGUCUACUUCUCUAUUAUAGUUGCUUAAUGGUUGAUUACAUGAGCAGCUUAAACACAUUAGAUUGGCAGUUUCUGUUGUAACCAACGGUCACCAUAACAUAUACCACAGUGAAGGCUGCGGGCACAAGGUCGUAACCUUGGUAUGUGCUCCUGCUGCCCAAGAGCUCAUGCAAAUAAGAUAGAUUCUGAAGCAAGACGGUAGCACUUGAAGCUUUGACUGCAGUACUUGUUAAGAUAAGACGAUGCAGGGUGCUGCCUGCCAUUACAAUUGAAGCAAUUCACCACCAUGCAGCUGUAGUCAAGUCACAAACAUGGUUGUGUGAACUGCGCUGGCAAACAGUCCUCGUAAGAAACAUUUGGAUCACUGUCGACCAGGGAAGCUGGAUCAGAAGAUUUGUUGUGCCUAUGCUGUGCUUGCAGCAAUCCAUGUGACAAGUGCAUUGUCGAGAGAAAGAGAGAGAGAGGAGAAGAAAUCGGUAGGAUAGGAGAAAGUUGUGUGACUUAUUGACAAGCUUGCAAUGCCUUGUCUGCGGCCGCGUGUUUCUACGUGUUGCUGUGGCUGCCAUUGGGGAGGUUAAAUGGAAAGGGGAUAAGAGGAGGGUUAAUGAGAUUAAGCACUGACCAUUGCAAGUUGGCUAGCAAAGCACUUCUGCCACAACCUUUGUCACAUGACAUUAGCCCACCACCUUUUGAAGCCACCUUGCAGCCAUGAUUCGGUCCAGUACGCUGCUGAGAACAGAGAUGGUUGGUGUCAUGACUUGGAAGCUCUGUAAGUACUUGCAGGGAUGAUAGACUACGAGCCAUCAAUGAUUAACUCCUACUUCAAGAUCUGUUUUUAUUUUAUCCUCAAAACUACACAAAGUCUCAUUGUUGAUGUUGAAAGUUUAAGCAUGCGUCUUCCAGUGGGAUUUCUCUUAUGCAUGGCUGCUGAUUAUGAACCUCCAGCUUAGGUACCCUAGGUUAUAUGGCAAAAUACGAGAUAUGUUAGAUUCUAAGCUGCUUUAGUAUGGGUGAUGAUAAGACCAUCUACAUGGUAUUGUGCUCUCUCAAGUGAGGAAAACCAAUUCCAACCUUAGUUCUCCAAUAGCUCUGUUGUUAGUGUCCCCAAACAACAUCAUGAGAGGAGAAAAAUUGGGGACUGUAUUCUCUAUCUUGUCGGAGCACUUCACCACGGCUGUGCUCGGUGUCUAGAUAAUCUUAUUUUAUCUCAAACAACUCGGAGAAGAAAAUGCAGAGGCCUGCUAAUAGCAGCAGUUGGUCGAAGAUCAAGCCGUACCUUGGCAUGCAUACUCGACUGUCAACACAGUCUGCAUUACCUUAUCUCCUGUGCAAUCUCUUGUACAAACGCUGCAUUCCUCACCCCUUUCGACUUGAAUGCUCUCGCCGUUUUUUUCUGCAGCCUAAUUAAGUCAUUUUAUGCAUAGAAAGUAGAGGUUGGUGUGCCUUGAUUGGCAUGCAUAUUAUUGUUACUGACACGCCAUGGUGGUUUUUCAUUUACUCGGCCAUACGAUGGUUUUGCCAAUACCGCAUGAAGUGCCUUCAACGACAAACCUGUGAUCUUUACUGCCUUUCGCAAUGAAGUUGAUAGUGGUAGCAGGCAUUUCUAACAUUUUUUCACAUGACGUGAAUUUCUCAUGGUGUGGAUUCCGAUCGACAGUGUCGUCCUACGAACGGCAGCUUUUUUAUUACGACAAUGGUUUUACUGCAUGGGCAUAUGUGCAUUAAUUACUCUCGGCUUUCUUGUGCCAAGCACUGGAUGUGAAAAACAAACCAAGGAAGCCUUCUCACGGGUUACCACAGUCUGCUCCGAGUUCCUCUUUUUGAGCCUUGUCCCAUUUAUGGAGGUUCUUUAUAGUGUCUCCGGAUGGCUUCUACUGUUAUUUUGCAGGAUCUCUUUUCCUUCAUACUUUGUUCACGGGCAUUGCGUGUUGUGGCUGCAAAGAAACGGUACUGCUUGUCGUGUUAUUGGUGUUCUGACGCAGGCGACUUUUUUUAGCCUCGAAAGAUUGCAUAGUGCGUUCACCUUGUUAUCUGUAUUUUCUGGCCAAAGACUACACGCAACCUAUAUGGUCUCUACCACAAACGUGCCUUUACUGACUUCACUCAUGUAACCCUGGCUAACUGUUCGCCAGGGCAUCUAACUAUUAGCAUGUGACCCGAUACGGCUCUAUCAAAUGUCAUGCCUGGUAUGAUUUGAUCAGCACAAUCUACAGAUCAGCCCUGAAAAGAUUCUCGAAGUCCAGUGUCCGUUACAGCAGAUGUCACGAAUCAAUUUGAUAACUUAGUCUGGCAUCUAGAUUUUUCUUUACACAUGUGCAUCUCUUAUUAUAGAACCUAUUGGCACGACUUUUGAAUGGCAAAUGGUGCAGACAUAUACAUUUGAAGAAUUUGUUCUGAAGCAAUCUAUGCAAACAAGGUCCGAGAUGUUACAAAUGUUGGCGUCCUUGGGGCGGUAUCUUUACAGCACUGUUUUCCAGUGUUUUAAAUAUUUUAUAUAUAAAGUUUUCAAUUAAAUAUAUUUAGAGUACAGCAUUGA
Ixodes scapularis (black-legged tick) is the source of this 3954-nucleotide messenger RNA. RefSeq lists its product as uncharacterized. The record is from RefSeq and is a predicted model, not a curated record. The transcript has a single exon. Bases 202 to 777 code for a protein of 191 amino acids. Lineage: Eukaryota; Metazoa; Arthropoda; Arachnida; Ixodida; Ixodidae.